ACUAGUGCUGAUUGCGUGCACGUGAGCGGGGACAUGGCGGCCCACCGUUCUGGCCCGCUCAAGCAGCAGAAUAAAGCCCAUAAAGGCGGACGGCACCGGGGUCGGGGAUCCGCGCAGCGGGACGGCAAGGGUCUGAAAAUCCUAAGCAAGAAGGUGAGAAAAGAGCUCAGCAAAGCAGACCAGAGGCAUCGCGCUAGCCAGCUCCGAAAGCAGAAGAAAGAGGCGGUUCUGGCAGAGAAGAGACAGUUGGGCAGCAAGGAUGGUCCUCCUCAUCAGGUACUGGUGGUGCCCCUCCAUGACAAGAUUUCCCUGCCAGAGGCCUUUCGGUUGCUUCAGGAUACAGACACCGGAACAGUACACUUGAAUGAAUGCGGAAGCACCCAUAGCUUUAUGUUGUUAUGCCCUCGCUUGAAACAUCGGUGGUUUUUCACAUCUGCAAGGCCAGGGGAUCUGCACACUGUGUUAGACAUGGCCAAAGUGGCGGAUACCAUCCUUUUCCUCCUUGAUCCACUAGAAGGCUGGGACAGCAUUGGGGAUUACUGCCUUUCCUGCCUCUUUGCUCAGGGCCUUCCCACGUAUACGCUAGCUGUCCAGGGCAUUUCUGGCCUCCCACCAAGGAAACAAAUAGAUGCCAGAAAGAAGCUAAGUAAAACAGUAGAGAAGCGUUUUCCUAGUGACAAACUUCUUCUGUUAGACACUCAGCAGGAGGCAGAGAUGCUGCUCAGGCAAUUGGCCAACCAAAAGCAACGGCAUCUUGCCUUUCGAGAUCGACGGGCCUACCUGUUUGCUCACACUGCUCACUUUGUGCCGAGUGAAGAAAAUAACUUGGUGGGCACCUUAAAAAUCUCAGGCUAUGUUCGUGGACAGACUCUAAAUGUAAAUAGCUUGCUGCAUAUCAUUGGACAGGGUGAUUUCCAGAUGAAACAGAUAGAUGCCCCUAUGGACCCUUUCCCUUUAAAUUUUAGAAUGAUCAAAUCCCAAAAGGAGGACCCGGGUGUGGCAAUGGAGAUUUGUGCUAUGGAUGCUGUAGCUGAUAUGGAGGAAGACCUUAAGUUCGUAAUGAAGGCAGACCCUGAUAAACACGAAUCUUUGCAAACAGAGGUUAACCUAGAUCCAAUGGAGGGGGAGCAGACCUGGCCCACAGAGGAGGAGCUUAGUGAAGCAAAUGACUUCUUGAAGGAAAGUUCCAAGGUGGUAAAGAAGGUUCCCAAAGGGACAUCCAGUUACCAAGCUGAAUGGAUUUUGGAUGAGGAUGGUGAAAGUGAUGGGGAAGAUGAAUAUGAUGAUAUGCAACGUGAGGAUUUUAUUGAAGAGGAAUCUCAGGAUGAAGGCAGUGAAAAGGAAGAGGAGGAGGAAUAUGAAACUAUGACUAUGGGAGAGUCUGUCCAUGAUGAUCUGUAUGAUGAGAAUGUGGAUGAUGAGGCUGAGGAAAAAAUGUUGGAGAAAUAUAAACAAGAAAGACUGCAAGAGAUGUUUCCAGAUGAAAUAGAUACCCCCCGUGAUGUGGCUGCAAGAAUUAGAUUUCAGAAAUACAGAGGCCUCAAGAGCUUCCGGACAUCUCCGUGGGAUCCUAAGGAAAACCUUCCUCAAGAUUAUGCUAGGAUCUUUCAGUUUCAGAACUUUACUAAUACUAGGAAACGCAUUUUUAAAGAAAUUGAGGAAAAAGAAGUUGAAGGAGCUGAGGUUGGCUGGUAUGUCACACUUCACGUCUCUGAAGUUCCUCUCUCAGUGGUUGAGUACUUUAAGCGAGGAGCACCCUUGAUUGCAUUUUCUUUACUACCUCAUGAACAGAAGAUGUCAGUACUAAAUAUGGUGGUGAGCCGGCACCCUGGCAACAUUGAACCUGUGAAAGCCAAAGAGGAUUUAAUCUUCCACUGUGGGUUCAGGCGCUUCCGAGCCUCACCUUUAUUCUCUCAGCACACUGCAGCGGAUAAACAUAAAUUUCAGAGAUUCCUGACUGCUGAUGUGGCCUUGGUGGUGACAAUAUAUGGCCCAAUCACGUUUCCUCCUGCAUCUGUGCUGCUUUUCAAACAGAAUAGCAAUGGCAUGCACAGCCUCAUUGCCACAGGCUAUCUAUUGUCAGUGGAUCCAGACAGAAUGGUCAUCAAGAGAAUUGUUUUGAGUGGUCAUCCUUUCAAAAUUUUUACUAAGAUGGCAGUAGUGCGUUACAUGUUCUUCAGCAGAGAGGAUGUGUUGUGGUUUAAACCCGUGGAACUGAGAACAAAGUGGGGCCGCAGGGGACACAUCAAGGAACCUUUGGGUACUCAUGGCCACAUGAAGUGCAGUUUUGAUGGGAAGCUAAAAUCUCAGGACACAGUACUGAUGAACCUCUAUAAACGAGUUUUCCCCAAAUGGACUUAUGAUCCAUAUGUACCAGACCCAGUACCAUGGAUGAAAAGUGAGAUUUCUUUAGCAGUGCCUGAAGUGGACAUGGAAUAAUAGAUUCAUUGAGAUUCUGUCUC
Nyctereutes procyonoides (raccoon dog) is the source of this 2462-nucleotide messenger RNA. RefSeq names its product TSR1 ribosome maturation factor (gene TSR1). Gene Ontology annotation, cellular component: preribosome, small subunit precursor; nucleus. Gene Ontology annotation, molecular function: GTPase activity; U3 snoRNA binding; GTP binding. The transcript is spliced from 15 exons. The record is from RefSeq and is a predicted model, not a curated record. The coding region runs from base 34 to 2439 and encodes 801 amino acids. NCBI's taxonomy places the organism in Eukaryota, Metazoa, Chordata, Mammalia, Carnivora, Canidae. Gene Ontology annotation, biological process: maturation of SSU-rRNA from tricistronic rRNA transcript (SSU-rRNA, 5.8S rRNA, LSU-rRNA); ribosome biogenesis; endonucleolytic cleavage of tricistronic rRNA transcript (SSU-rRNA, 5.8S rRNA, LSU-rRNA).